Neopelma chrysocephalum (saffron-crested tyrant-manakin) is the source of this 1162-nucleotide messenger RNA. It is a transcript of the gene MED20, whose product is annotated as mediator complex subunit 20. NCBI's taxonomy places the organism in Eukaryota, Metazoa, Chordata, Aves, Passeriformes, Pipridae. The transcript is spliced from 4 exons. Gene Ontology annotation, molecular function: transcription coactivator activity. The record is from RefSeq and is a predicted model, not a curated record. Gene Ontology annotation, cellular component: mediator complex. The coding region runs from base 96 to 731 and encodes 211 amino acids. Gene Ontology annotation, biological process: regulation of transcription by RNA polymerase II.
GGGAACAGACACGUGGGUGCUCGCCCCGCCCGUUCCGGGGUGGCCCCUUCCCGGUGCCUGUUCGCCCCGCCCGUUCCGCCGGCGGCACCGGGACCAUGGGGGUCACCUGCGUGUCGCAGGUGCCGGUGGCCGAGGGCAAGAGCGUGCAGCAGACGGUGGAGCUGCUGGCGCGGCGGCUGGAGGCGCUGGGCGCGGACAAGCAGGGCACCUUCGGCGUGGACUGCGAGACCUACCACACGGCCGGGGCCAUCGGCACCCAGGGGCAGACAGGGAAGCUGAUGUACGUGAUGCACAACUCCGAGUACCCCCUGAGCUGCUUCGCCCUCUUCGAGAACGGGCCCUGCCUCGUGGCCGACGCCAACUUCGACACCCUCAUGGUGAAGCUCAAGGGCUUCUUCCAGAACGCCAAGGCCAACAAGAUCGAGAGCCGCGGCACCCGCUACCAGUACUGCGACUUCCUGGUGAAACUGGGCACCGUCACCAUGGGGCCCAGCGCCAGGGGCAUAUCCGUGGAGGUGGAAUACUGCCCCUGUGUGAUCGCCAACGACUGCUGGAACCUGCUCAUGGAGUUCAUGCAGAGCUUCAUGGGGAGCCACACGCCCGGGAUCCCGUCGGUGUUCGGGGCCAAGCACGACAGCGUGUACAGCCCCGGGGACACCAUGGUGCAGUACAUGGAGCUCUUCAACAAGAUCCGCAAGCAGCAGCAGGUGCCCGUGGCUGGGAUCAGGUGAGAGGAUUCCCUGGAGCUCCUCUGGAUGCACCCUCCUUGCUGCCUGCCCGGCAGGAUCGGGAGUCCCUCCGAAACGCGGCACGGGAUGGUUUUUUUUCUUCUGCAUCUUCUCCUUCCCCUGGUUCAAAGCAGAGUUUUCCAGUGCUGUGUGUGUUUCUGGUUGUUCUCCAUGGUUUGGAGCGUGUCUGGGAUUGGAUCCAUGGUUCUGUGGAUUGGUUCAGUGGUUCUUUGGGCAGUGCUUCGUGCAGGGAAUCAGUGUCCAUCAGCAGGAAACUGCAGGAAAAGGAGAAAUUCCAGCCAAACACAAGGGCAGAGCUUCUGUGACUGCAAACAGCUACGGAACAGAGCUUUUAAUUUUUUACUUUUUUUUUUUUAAUAUCCACAUAAAAGUGUCUUCUUUUAUUUCACCCCAAUAAACCUGUAUUUUUGGAG